Penicillium psychrosexuale is the source of this 435-nucleotide messenger RNA. RefSeq lists its product as uncharacterized. The record is from RefSeq and is a predicted model, not a curated record. The coding region runs from base 1 to 435 and encodes 144 amino acids. NCBI's taxonomy places the organism in Eukaryota, Fungi, Ascomycota, Eurotiomycetes, Eurotiales, Aspergillaceae. The transcript has a single exon.
AUGUCGAGGCCACCGCCACAGCAAUGUGGGAAUUCCACAUCGGAGCGGCCAUACAUCGAAUCGGUCCCCCGCACUCAACACCGCGGCCCGAUACCUAUGCCCUAUCCGUACCGACAGGAACCUCGACAGACCAUACCCCAGAGCACGAGCUAUGAGCACCCUAUGCACGGGGCACCCAUUGGCCCAAGGCUUCCUGCCUUGGUUGUUCCCGAAAGAAACGCAGAUCCACGAUAUAUGCUCUCGUCCGACAAUGCCUACCUGAAUACACAACAUAUGCCCCAAACGCUCCCUCUGCGAUCCCACCACCAAACUCCUGGAAGCUCUGAUGCCCGUGGUUACUACAACCCAUACGAAGAGAGAACGUACCCAAGUUCGAGCCAUGCCCGUGACUAUGAUAGUCACCGGAGCUGGACAUACGACGUGGAGUCCCAGUAA